This is a messenger RNA of Phaethon lepturus (White-tailed tropicbird), 1662 nucleotides long. Its product is annotated as chromosome unknown open reading frame, human C18orf54. The record is from RefSeq and is a predicted model, not a curated record. Bases 1 to 1662 code for a protein of 553 amino acids. The transcript is spliced from 7 exons. NCBI's taxonomy places the organism in Eukaryota, Metazoa, Chordata, Aves, Phaethontiformes, Phaethontidae.
AUGACAAGCUCAAUAAAAGAAAGUGCCUGCUCUCCUGAUUCAACAGUAUCUUCUCUUUUAACAAGCUAUAGCAUUGACAGCAGUAAUGUAUACUCAAACAAUUUGAUUCACUACAAGGACAAGCUUUACACCUCUGCAUCUGAGGCUUUAGAGGCUUAUAUUGAAGAUUUUGAUUUAAGUCUCACAUCCUCAGAAAUAAGCACUGGAAAAAUCUGCGUAUGUCAAAGCACUCCCAAGCAAGUUAAGUCUUCAAAGCAUCAUGCCAAAGAAAAACAUGCAAUUCAUGUAAAAUAUCUUUGUUUUUCAGCACUGGGUGAUUUUAAUCAGCAUGUAGGAUUGGGUUCUCUUGCUUCACCCUCUCGAAAGCAGACUGAGUGUGACCCAGACUUGAUUAGCCUUGCGACGGAUGAUCUGUUAGCAUUUCCAGCAGAUGGAUCACUGCCCUUUGUCCAGCACAGUCCUCUUAAAUCAAGGUAUAAAAGUAGUGAGUGGAACAGGCAGUCACUUAAAACAUCUUUCUGCCCUUGCCAAACCUCAUCACUCAAUAUUGAAAGCAGUUGCAGUCUCCAGGAGCAUGGAAAAGCUGUUGCUCACCAGAAUCCACACAAAGACUUCAGGAAAAAGAAAUGUGAUGUGUAUACACCUGGUAGGUAUGAUUCUGUCUCCUCUAAAGGAAGUUCAAGACCCUUGUAUUUUGAAGAGAAAGUGUUAGAGUUCUCCUCAAAGAAUUAUCCGAGGUGGCUUACCAGUCAGAAGUCUGACUUGAGUGUAUCAGGGAUAAGUAGUAUUCCCAAUUUUCACUACCCAGUCUGGCUUAAGAGUUACAACCUUUUUUAUGAUUCAACUAAAGAAAGUGAUGGUCAAAAUUUGAAUAUACAAGGCAAAGCUUCCUCUUCACAAACUUUUAAGAUCUUGAAAAGAAGACACUCUGUAGAUAAAGACAACUCUAAUUUUUUUGAACAAAAUGGUUGCCUGGAUCUGAGAGGUGAUAACAAAGUAGAAGAAAGUUGCAGCUGUGACAGUCCAGAUGUGUGCUUCCCAUUUGAUAACUCAUUUUUGAGACACACUAAAAAUCCAUUCAGAGCAGACCAGAUUGAGCUACUUACCUUGAAGGCUGACAGAGGUCUAGAGACUUCAGUUGAGGAUUUGUCAAAUAAUCUGGAAAAUGGUGGCAGUCCUUCUACAACAGAUAUACUAGGAGCAGAAAGAUCAUGGGAAAAUGCUCCAGGUGCUUUCAAACCACCAGUGCCUGUGUGCUGUGAGGACAUGGAGAAUGCUCUACCAUUCCCCAAGGCAGAUAUCAUACAUAAAUUCUUGGAAGACUGUUUAAAUGACAAAAAUAAGGAAAAUACUUUUUCUGGAUGUCAUCAUCACAGGCCCCUUGAAGCUUUGAAGCUAAUGUUGUUUAAACUUCAAGCAAUUCAGGGAAGUGUAAGCCAGAAUGAAACUGCUGACCAGAAGGAAGAGUUUGAAAAACUUUCUGAAAAAGCAGAGGCUGAAUUAAAUCUGUGUGACAGUGAGAUAAUUCCUCUUACUAAUUCUAUUCAGAAGGCUUUACACCAUUUGUCACAUCUGAAAAGUCUUGUUGAAGAGAACAAUAACCAACAAGAGCAGACCGAUGAUCCUGAAGAAGAUAAACAAGAGGGAAAGAAUAAUCUGUGA